Staurois parvus is the source of this 1158-nucleotide messenger RNA. Lineage: Eukaryota; Metazoa; Chordata; Amphibia; Anura; Ranidae. The record is from the annotation of a GenBank genome assembly.
CAGAGGAUUCACACUGGAGAGAAGCCAUAUCAGUGUUCUGAAUGUGAUAAAGCUUUUAAAUGGAAGUCACAUCUUAUCAGACACCAGAUUGUUCACACUGGAGAGAAGUCAUAUCAGUGUUCUGAUUGUGAUAAAGCUUUUACACAGAAGUCAGAACUUAUCACACACCAGAGGAUUCACACUGGAGAGAAGACAUAUCAGUGUUCUGAAUGUGAUAAAGCUUUUAAAUGGAAGUCAGAUCUUAUCAGACACCAGAGGAUUCACACUGGAGAGAAGCCAUAUCAGUGUUCUGAAUGUGAUAAAACUUUUACACAGAAGUCACAUCUUAUCAGACACCAGAGGAUUCACACUGGAGAGAAGUCAUAUCAGUGUUCUGAAUGUGAUAAAACUUUUACAGUGAAGUCACAUCUUAUCACACACCAGAUGAUUCACACUGGAGAGAAGCCAUAUCAGUGUUCUGAAUGUGAUAAACUUUUACAGAGAAAGUCAAAUCUUAUCACACACCAGAUUGUUCACACUGGAGAGAAGCCAUAUCAGUGUUCUGAAUGUGAUAAAGCUUUUACAGUAAAGUCACAUCUUAUCAGACACCAGAGGAUUCACACUGGAGAGAAGCCAUAUCAGUGUUCUGAAUGUGAUAAAGCUUUUACAGUAAAGUCAAGUCUUAUCACACACCAGAGGAUUCACACUGGAGAGAAGCCAUAUCAGUGUUCUGAAUGUGAUAAAGCUUUUACAUGGAAGUCAUAUCUUAUCACACACCAGAGGAUUCACACUGGAGAGAAGCCAUAUCAGUGUUCUGAAUGUGAUAAAGGUUUUACACGGAAGUCAUAUCUUAUCGCACACCAGAGAUUGUUCACACACCAGAGGAUUCACACUGGAGAGAAGUCAUAUCUGUGUUCUGAAUGUGAUAAAAUUUUUACAGUGAAGUCAAAUCUUAUCAGACACCAGAGGAUUCACACUGGAAGAAAGUCAUAUCAGUGUUCUGAAUGUGAUAAAAGUUUUACAAAGAAGUCACAUCUUAUCACACACCAGAGGAUUCACACUGGAGAGAAGCCAUAUCAGUGUUCUGAAUGUGAUAAAGCUUUUACACUGAAGUCACAUCUUAUCACACACCAGAUUGUUCACACUGGAGAGAAGCCCAUUUUAAUGCUCUCAAUGUGA